UUGGUGGUGAGGAUUCAGGCUCCGUCCUGACGAGGCCGCGGCCUGAGGCUCAGGGCCCCCCAGCCCCUCCCUCCCAGCCCACCAGCGUCACCCCCCAGCCCCGAGCUGGACCGCACACCUUGGGACACGGUUUUCCACUUCCUAAGGACGAGCCCCAGACUGGAGGAGAGGUCCGAGGAGGUGGGCGUUGGACUCUUCGCCAGGACCCCGGCGGCGGGCCCCGGGGAGGCGGCCGAGGCGGCGGCGGCCGGGGGCGACAUGGCGGAGGAGCAGGACCUGUCCGAGGUGGAGCUGAGCCCCGUGGGCUCCGAGGAGCCCCGCUGCCUGUCCCCAGGGAGCGCGCCCUCGCUGGGGCCCGACGGCGGCGGCGGCGGCGGCGGCGGCGGCGGCGGCGGCGGCGGUGGCGGCGGCGGAUCGGGCCUGCGAGCCAGCCCGGGGCCCGGCGAGCUGGGCAAGGUCAAGAAGGAGCAGCAGGACGGCGAGGCGGACGAUGACAAGUUCCCCGUGUGCAUCCGCGAGGCGGUCAGCCAGGUGCUGAGCGGCUACGACUGGACGCUGGUGCCCAUGCCCGUGCGCGUCAACGGCGCCAGCAAGAGCAAACCGCACGUCAAGCGGCCCAUGAACGCCUUCAUGGUGUGGGCGCAGGCGGCGCGCAGGAAGCUGGCCGACCAGUACCCGCACCUGCACAACGCGGAGCUCAGCAAGACGCUGGGCAAGCUGUGGAGGCUGCUGAACGAGAGUGACAAGCGCCCCUUCAUCGAAGAAGCCGAGCGGCUCCGAAUGCAGCACAAAAGGGACCACCCGGACUACAAGUACCAGCCCCGGAGGCGGAAGAACGGGAAGGCGGCCCAGGGGGAGUCAGAGUGUCCCGGCGGCGAGGCCGAGCAGGGUGGGGCCGCCGCCAUCCAGGCCCAUUACAAGAGCGCCCACCUGGACCACCGGCACCCCGGAGAGGGCUCCCCCAUGUCAGACGGGAACCCUGAACACCCCUCAGGCCAGAGCCAUGGUCCACCUACCCCUCCGACCACCCCAAAGACAGAGCUGCAGUCGGGCAAGGCAGACCCCAAGCGGGAUGGGCGCUCCAUGGGGGAGGGCGGGAAGCCUCACAUCGACUUCGGCAACGUGGACAUCGGUGAGAUCAGUCACGAGGUAAUGUCCAACAUGGAGACCUUUGAUGUGGCCGAGUUGGACCAGUACCUGCCACCCAACGGGCACCCGGGCCACGUGGGCAGCUACUCGGCAGCCGGCUACGGGCUGGGCAGCGCCCUGGCUGUGGCCAGUGGACAUUCCGCCUGGAUCUCCAAGCCACCGGGUGUGGCUCUGCCCACGGUCUCGCCACCCGGUGUGGAUGCCAAAGCCCAGGUGAAGACGGAGACCGCGGGGCCCCAGGGCCCCCCGCACUACACCGACCAGCCAUCCACCUCGCAGAUCGCCUACACCUCCCUCAGCCUGCCCCACUACGGCUCUGCCUUCCCCUCCAUCUCCCGCCCCCAGUUUGACUACUCUGACCAUCAGCCCUCAGGACCCUAUUACGGCCAUUCAGGCCAGGCCUCUGGCCUCUAUUCGGCCUUCUCUUACAUGGGGCCCUCGCAGCGGCCCCUCUACACGGCCAUCUCUGACCCCAGCCCCUCAGGGCCCCAGUCCCACAGCCCCACGCACUGGGAGCAGCCAGUAUACACGACGCUGUCCCGGCCUUAAAGGGGGCCCUGUCGUCACCACCCUGCCCGGCCCCUCUGGGUAGCAUGCCCCGUCCCCCAGCCUUUGUGCCCUGUUCCUCGCCCAUCUCAGACCUGGUGGUGGGCCGUGGAGGAGGGUGCAGAGGCUGACAGCGGAGAGAAGGCUUUCUGUCUGGCUCACUGCCUUUGAUGACCCCACCCCGUCCUACCCAGGCUCCAGCCCAGGCAAAGCCCCGGGCUCCUAGGCUGGGCAGAGGAGAAGGAGGUUGAUUGUCGCCCCUAGACUGAACGAUGAGGGGCCGCACCUUCCCCCCCCCCCCCGCCCCCCCCCCCCCCCGGAAUGACCCUCACCCCAGGACCUGAGAAAGACCCACUCUCACCCUCCUCUGGGGGUGGGGGAGGCAGCCGGGGCUGGGCAGGAACCGGAGGCCUUGCCGUACCUUGUGCCCGUGUUCGCGCUCUCGUGGAGAAUGAGGGGUCUGACAUAGCCCUUGCCACUGUGCCUAAGAUCAAAGCCAGAGACCUGCAUGAUGCCUGCAGUGGGCUACAUCCGCCCUGGGGGGUGGGGAGGACAGCUUUGAAAGCCUGGGAGGGGAGGGGUCUCAGAGGGAGGUCUCCUUAUCCCCUCAGCGCCCCCUCCCCUUCCGGACACAGGCAGGAGUUGGUACAGAGGCCUCGAGAUGCAAUUCUGUGCCCACCAAACCCCCUUCUUCGUCUAACGGAGAAAGAGGCCCCGGUCCUCCUCCUCCUCCUCCUCCUCCUCCUCCUCUGCCACAGCCUCCCAGACCUGGAGGCACAGCCCAGGUGAGGAGGCAGGGCCCCAGGCAAGGGUUCAGAGACAAUUCACAGAGCCUUCCUCCCAGGCUCCCCGCCGCCUCGCCCCUCACCAGGCUCUGCGGUCCCUGCUCUGUCAGCCCCAACUCCUCAGGCUUCCCAGAGUGUUGUAGCUGCUCAGGCCCCGACCCUCAGCUCCGGGAGGAGACGCGGGGCCCGGCGCCCAGGUGGCUGGGAGCAGGCCGAGGACACUAAACUCCCGACAUGUACAUUCUGCCCUGGCCUUUUGCCCUAUGCUUCCCAGUGGUAUCUGAAUAAAGUAUGUAGCUCUGUCUGCCCCCAUCUUCCUGUUCUGCAGCCCCCACAGUCCACAUGUAACUCAUGACUGCCCCCUUUUAUUUAUCUCAGUAGCUCCCUCUCCCCUCGCCCCCGUCCUAGGUACUCCAGCCCCUAUUAACUCUGCAUUAAGCCUUCCACAUAAUAAAAUUAAAG
Molecule: messenger RNA, 2942 nt
Organism: Prionailurus viverrinus (fishing cat)
Lineage: Eukaryota; Metazoa; Chordata; Mammalia; Carnivora; Felidae
Gene: SOX10
Product: SRY-box transcription factor 10
Exons: 4
Coding region: 259-1698 (479 amino acids)
Biological process (GO): negative regulation of transcription by RNA polymerase II; neural crest cell migration; morphogenesis of an epithelium
Cellular component (GO): nucleus
Molecular function (GO): DNA-binding transcription factor activity, RNA polymerase II-specific; RNA polymerase II cis-regulatory region sequence-specific DNA binding
Source: RefSeq, a predicted model, not a curated record